Molecule: messenger RNA, 1837 nt
Organism: Scylla paramamosain (green mud crab)
Lineage: Eukaryota; Metazoa; Arthropoda; Malacostraca; Decapoda; Portunidae
Exons: 10
Coding region: 332-1306 (324 amino acids)
Source: RefSeq, a predicted model, not a curated record
AAUAGUGCUGUGAGGGCAGGGGGCAUUCGUUGGUGGUGGUGACGCUGGGGAGGCAGAGAUUGGUGUUACAUUGCUUUGGUGGGCACUGGUCAGUCUUGCCACACACACUCUCCUAAUAGUGAUCAGUGCAUAUUCCUGGCGGUGGUGGUGGUGUGAUUACAUUGUUUUGGCAGGGGCGCUCCAGGAGUGAUUGGUGUUACAUUGUUUUAGUCAGCACUGGCCAGUCUUGCCACACACUCUCCUAAUACCGAUCAGUGUUUGCAUAUUCCCGGCAGCUUCUUCCUCCAUCAAGCAGCACCAGAGAGACACAGCUACUUAAUUAAGAUAAGCAAUGGCGCACCUUGCUUCCCUCAAAAGCAUCAUACCAUGUAUAUCCAACAGACUCAUGUGCAAGGUGGUGGUUGCCCGAGUGGAGCUGGAUAUAGGGUACCUUGUGUUACGGCUGGAGGACAACACCGAAACUAAGGAUUUAUUCAGGAAGUUUCGAAUGAGCAACCUUAAAGAAGAGAUCUGCGACAACACUGUGGAGAUUGACGUGUGGCAGAUUCCCUCCCGGAAAGUGGACGUCCUGGUCAAGUGUGGAGCUGAUGCAUUGGUGCCAUCUUUCAGGCAAGGGGCAGUAGUGUACCUGGAUGAGGUGAAGUGCCGCGCUGUGCCGUUAGAAUCUGGUGCUGUGGCGUAUGAGCUGUACUCGAACUAUGAGAGUGGAAAUGAACUGCGUCUCAUUCCCUGUAAUGACUAUAAAUAUUGUGUAGAAGAAAGAGUGGACAAUGCAAUGUUUAUUGACGGCAGAGCGUUCAUGGGACGCACUGAGCUGUACAAGAUCCGUGGUGGCUUAUCUUUUGUCAUGAUUUGUGAGGUGGUGAAGGUCAGCCGAGAGGAGAGCAAGGGUCACAUGGUGUUGAGGGUGAGGGAUGCCACCAGAACCAAGAUCAUAACAAAGAAGUAUGACUUCGACAACCUCAGCCAAAGUAACGAAGAACCAAGUGUUGAUGAUGUUCACUCCAGGGAAGUAGAUGUGUUGGUCACCUCACCACCACAGAACCUCAGUGACUUGACUAACAAAAUUAUAAAAUUGGGAAUAGUGAGGUGUGACCAAGUGUCCCCCGGUGCCACUGACUGCAAAGUGAAACGAUUGUAUACCCUUAGUGUUGAAGCAUCCCUGCCUUCUCUUAUACUGAAUGUAUUGGAGGAGGACCUGCUGGUUUGCCAGAACCUAAGAAACAAACUCUACAACACUGAACACAAAAAGCAGAAGAGGAGGAAGAGGACGAGGGAUGAUGAAGCGACAGGAAGCCAGUCUUAAGGAUAUCUGGUGUCCUGAAGGCAUCCAAAAUCUUGCCAUGGAAAAAUGAAGUCCCAGUUAGAAGAUAAGACUGCAAAGUGAAGGAAAAGUGGAUUCCUAUUACUUGAGGAAAAUGUUAUUUUUGUUGCAUUUGAUACUUCAAGUGGAAAGAACUUAAGAAAGCAAAAGGAAGCUGAUUUAAUUUUGUAAAAGUAGUUUGUUUAUUUAUCAGGUAUAUAGGAUGAAGAGAGAAGAGAUGAAUAAGAGAUGAAUAAAGAUGUUAUUUUUGUUGCAUUUGAUACUGCAAGUGGAAAGAACUUAAGAAAGCAAAGGAAGCUGAUUUAAUUUUGUAAAAGUAGUUUGUUUAUUCAUCAGGUAUAUAGGUUGAGGAGAAAAGAGAUGAAUAAAGAUGUUAUUUUUGUUGCAUUUGAUACUGUAAGUGGAAAGAACUUAAGAAAGCAAAGGAAGCUGAUUUAAUUUUGUAAAAGUAGUUUGUUUAUUAGGUAUAUAGGAUGAAGAGAGAAGAGAUGAAUAAAGGAGUAAAAUUCUUAA